AUGGCGCUCAACCUCGAAAAGCAGCUGAUCUUCUAUGGAUCUUACCACAACAACCCUGUGAACGUCGCCAUUCACAUUACGUGUGUUCCGGUCUUGCUGUUCACCGGAAUCAUCCUGGCAUGCAACUGCCCACCGCUCUUCAGCGCGCCCGAUGCCCUCUCCCUCAAAUACCUUCCCGCUAAUGCCGGAACGAUCGGGGCUUUCAUAUACGCCAUCUUCUACGUACUACUUGAACCCGUGGCAGGCGGGCUGAUCGCACCGCUGGUGAUCGGCUCAGCAGCAUGUGGAAACUAUCUCCUCGGAAACUACGGAAUGAUCGUGAACUACUGGGCCGCCGGCAUUCACGUCGUGUCCUGGCUGGCACAAUUUGUCGGACACGGUAAAUUCGAGGGACGGGCGCCGGCGUUGCUCGAUAAUCUCGUCCAGGCUCUGCUGCUUGCCCCGUUGUUCGUGUGGAUGGAGAUCCUGUUCUUCUUUGGGUACCGCCCAGAGCUGAAGCAACGGUUCGACAAGAACGUGGAGAAGGAGAUUGCCAAAUUCCGUCAGGAGCAGCAGCAAAAGCGCAAGACGAAAUGA
This is a messenger RNA of Penicillium cinerascens, 576 nucleotides long. RefSeq names its product 2-hydroxy-palmitic acid dioxygenase MPO1. Gene Ontology annotation, cellular component: endoplasmic reticulum. NCBI's taxonomy places the organism in Eukaryota, Fungi, Ascomycota, Eurotiomycetes, Eurotiales, Aspergillaceae. The transcript has 4 exons. The coding region runs from base 1 to 576 and encodes 191 amino acids. Gene Ontology annotation, biological process: sphingoid catabolic process. The record is from RefSeq and is a predicted model, not a curated record.